UUCAAAUUUAUCAACUAUACAUAUCAACUCUCACGACUAUAUCUUAAAAUCGACUUGGAACUGCAUAUAAAAAAUUCAUUGAGAUUUUUCUUUUAGUUCUGAAAAGCUUCGAUAAAUACCAUAAAGAAUCAAAACCACAGGCUAAAUUAAAGGCAACAAGAAGUUAAACUUACCAAUCAGAUGGUAGUUGAUGUUAAGGAUUCAGAUGAUUCUGAAGCGUUCAAUUUCUUUGGUCUUGGUGGUUGUAACGAAGUGGGUAGAUCAUGUCAUAUCAUUGAAUAUAAGAAUAAAGUAGUGAUGUUAGAUGCUGGUAUUCAUCCUGCUCUUUCAGGUCAUUCAUCAUUUCCAUAUUAUGAUGAGUAUGAUCUAAGCAAAGUUGAUAUCUUAUUAAUCAGUCAUUUCCAUUUAGAUCAUGCUGGUUCCUUGCCUUAUGUCAUGCAACAUACCAAUUUCAAAGGGAAAGUAUUUAUGACCCAUGCUACCAAAGCUGUUUAUAGAUGGUUAUUAAAAGAUUUCGUCAGAGUUACUUCUAUCGGAGGUGAAAAUAGAAAUGAUGGAGCUCCCGAUGCAUCUACUAAUUUAUAUACUGAUGAUGAUAUCAUGGAUUCAUUUGAUAGAAUAGAGACAAUCGAUUAUCAUUCAACCAUUGAAAUUGAUGGGAUACGGUUUACAGCAUUUCAUGCUGGUCAUGUUCUUGGUGCUUGUAUGUACUUUAUUGAAAUUGGAGGAUUAAAAGUGUUAUUCACAGGAGAUUUUUCUCGUGAAGAAAAUAGACAUUUACAUGCUGCAGAAAUACCACCUACUAGACCUGAUAUUCUUAUAUCGGAAUCAACUUUUGGUACUGGUACUUUGGAACCAUUACCGGAAUUGGAAAAAAGAUUAACUCAAAAUAUCCAUGCUACUAUUUCUAAAGGUGGUAGAGUGUUAAUGCCAGUGUUUGCCUUAGGUAAUGCUCAAGAAUUAUUAUUAAUCUUGGAAGAAUAUUGGUCUCAACAUGAAGAUCUUCAGAAUAUAAACAUAUACUAUGCUUCGAGUUUAGCUAAAAAGUGUAUGGCAGUAUAUCAAACUUAUACUAAUGUCAUGAAUGAUAAUAUCCGUCUUUCUAUGACCAAUUCAGGUCAAAAAUCAAGUCCAUUCGAUUUCAAAUAUAUCAAAUCUAUAAAGGAUGUAUCGAAGUUCCAAGAUUUUGGCCCAUCAGUAGUGGUGGCAUCACCAGGUAUGUUACAAGGUGGUGUUUCAAGACAAUUAUUAGAAAAAUGGGCUCCAGAUCCAAAGAAUUUGGUGGUAAUGACAGGAUUUUCGGUCGAAGGUACCAUGGCCAAAGAAUUAUUAAAAGAACCUCAUACAAUUCAAUCAUCAGUUAAUCCAGAUCUUACUAUACCGAGAAGAUUAAACGUCCAAGACAUCUCCUUUGCAGCUCAUGUGGAUUUCCAGCAAAAUACUUCAUUCAUUGAAAAAGUACAACCUCUGAAGAUUAUUUUAGUGCAUGGUGAUUCAGUUCCUAUGGGAAGAUUAAAGUCUGCAUUAUUAAGUAAAUACUCAUCUCGUAAAGGUACAGAUCAAGAAGUUAGGGUUUAUAAUCCAAAGAAUUGUGAGGAAUUGAAAAUAGGUAUAAAAGGAUUGAAAGUUGCCAAAGUAUUGGGAUCAUUGGCUGAUGAACAAUUAAUCCAUCUUAAGGAAGUAGUUCAAAAAGAACUUGACAAGAGUUCACAAAUUGAAGAAUUAGAAGAUUCUGAAGUUAAGACUGAAAUGGAAAUUGACGGAGACGAAAAGGAAAAAGAAAAAGAAAAACCAAAGGAAGAAAAUGGAAAUUUGAAGACUGGUCAAUUCUUAUCAGGUGUCUUAGUAUCGAAAGAUUUUGAUUUGAAUCUUUUACAAUUACAAGAUUUACACGAAUAUACACAAUUAUCUACUUCUAUAGUGAAAUCAAAGAUAAAUGUUAAGAUUAAUGCUGAUAUCUCGUUAAUGAAAUGGCAUUUAGAACAAAUGUUUGGUUAUAUUAACAUCUUGAAUGAUGAUGAAGAAGAAUGGGAAUGUGUUGUAAUGGACGUUGUCGAUAUUUUUAUAGAUCGAACUAAAACUGGAAAUGGAUUGUAUAUAACAGUCGAAUGGAUUAAUGACAAUCUUAUGGCUGAUUCAUUAGCUGAUAGUGUAAUUGCUAUUCUUUAUUCUAUUGAUGCAUCUCCUGCAUCAGUUAAACUUUCUUCCCAUGUACAUAGUCAUAAUCAUACUGAGGUUAAAUCGGAGCAACAAGAAGACAUAUCACUUGAGAAAUCAGCCCAUGCUAAUUCUGAAAUAUCAAGUCGUGUACAUCGUAUAGCUUCCUUACUUGAAGCCCAGUUUGGUGAAUCUUUAAUCCCAGAAGGUGAUGAUAAAGCUGUUAUCAAAUUUGGUAAAAAUGAAGCAAAAAUUGACUAUUUGAAUCUUACUGUUCAAUGUGCUUCAAAGGUUUUGAGAGAUAGAAUUGAAAAUAUCAUUAAGAGAGGUACAGCUUUAGCUGCUCCUUUAAGUCAAUUCCAAAAAACUGUAUAAUUAUGUAUAGAUUAUUUAUAAACAUAAACAUUUUGCAUCAAUUAAACCAGUUUGAGAUGUAUAGAAAUUUUUGUCGUGUGAAUUUCAAGUUUGAUA
Messenger RNA from Scheffersomyces coipomensis, 2628 nucleotides. RefSeq names its product cleavage polyadenylation factor subunit. Gene Ontology annotation, cellular component: mRNA cleavage and polyadenylation specificity factor complex. The transcript has a single exon. Gene Ontology annotation, molecular function: RNA binding; RNA endonuclease activity; 5'-3' RNA exonuclease activity. The coding region runs from base 181 to 2532 and encodes 783 amino acids. The record is from RefSeq and is a predicted model, not a curated record. NCBI's taxonomy places the organism in Eukaryota, Fungi, Ascomycota, Pichiomycetes, Serinales, Debaryomycetaceae. Gene Ontology annotation, biological process: mRNA 3'-end processing by stem-loop binding and cleavage.